AUGCGCAGUGUCAAAGUAAAAAAAAAAAAAAAGACAGCAAUCGGAGAUCAGAGAUGGCGGGCGCCUCCGACCCCCUGGAAGAUAUGCUCUUUUCCGAGGUGGACGAGAAGGCUGUGAGCGACCUGGUGGGCUCGCUGGAGUCUCAACUCGCUGGCCAGAGCAACUCCGCGGUUAAAGCAGACGAAAGCCGAGGCGCUGGCUCAGUUGCCCCCGCUAACCAUCACUUGGGAAAAACGCUAGCAGCUCCGCUGGGCUCCACAACAGUAGAUCAACAACAACAACAAGGGCGCCGCUAUAAACCCGAUAUGCACCAGGAUUUUAACUCGAACGACGAGAACACUGUCACAUCUCCUUCCCUGGGUUGCACACCUUCCUCCGGUGAGCCCUCCAUCGCUUCAGCUCCGGCUGCCAGCAACAGCGGCUCUCAAUCACAUGGAGCAUCCAUCACAACAUUAACCGCGUCCGGCGGUGUGUCAGCUUCCCCACCAGCCAGCAUCAGCACCGCCGAAGCCGGGCUCCCCUCCAAGGCUUCCCCGGGCUCAGGCGAACCUCCUGCGGACGUCAAUCCUGCAAAAAGACGACCAGCCACCCCGCGACGGAGCGCCUCUGUUCGGAUUAAGAGUUUGAACGGUUCCGCUGUGACCACCAGACGGAACAGCGAAGAUACCAGUUCCUUGGACAGCGGUACCCUCACACCGAACUGCACCCGACCGGUGAGCACCUCCGUCAGCACGUCCACGUUCAGCCUAGCGAAUGCCAGCUUGGCUGCAGGACAGUCGGCCAUUGCCCUCGACCGGGGGACCCCAACCAUCGCCUUGCAGAGACUCCCCAGUCACAUCGUGGCCAGCAUCGCCCAGAACGGAACUAGCGUGUCAGCCUUGGCCCAGCAGGGCUCCCGGACCUCACCGGUCACCUCCCCUUCCUCCUCCUCAUCACCGCCUGCCCAGGAGAACCACAGUAAAGCUGACUCUGCAGGGGCUUCCGGCACAGACGAAUGUCAGUCCAAAGUUGUCCCAUCCAGCUCUGUCAUAAACACUGUUUCCUCUGUUGCCAUGACAACAUCCGCUGCCACAACCACCACAACAAUAAGUCAGCCUCUGACCAGCACUACUACUAACACCACCACCACCACCACCACAGUGGCCACCCCCAUGACAACAAGCUGUGUAGGUGGUCAAACCACGUCGGUGACCACUACGAUCAACACGGUCCGGCCCACCGCUUCUUCUCCAACGGCACAGGCUCAGACCCGGCCCGGUCUGACAGCACCUCAGAGGCUGGUAGCGCCCCAACUUAUUGUUAGACCGCCCCAGCAGCAGACGACCAUCCAGCUUCCCCCUGGUUUCACCAUCCCACCUGGGAUGGUGUUGGUCCGGACGGAGUUGGGCCAGCUGGUGUUGGUUCCUCAGCAGGCUUUGGCUCAAGCUCAAGCUCAGGCUCAGGCCCAAGCCCAGGGUCAGGCCCAGGCCCAGAAUAGCAUCUCACCACGACCCGCCACUCCCACCACGGCGGCGUCCUUCAGGGUCACGACGCCACAGUCGACAGUGACCUCUCAGACCACCAGGCAGUGUCCUUUGACCCCGGCCAAGGUGGCGCCGUCUCCCUCUCCCGCUCCUUCCAGCCCUGCUGUUCAGACCUCCUCUUCCUCUUCUUCCUCCUCCUCCUCUACCUCCUGUCCCGCACUUCGCCCAAAGGGCCCCGUGGCGCCGGCCGUGGCGGUGACGGCUCCGCAGCAGACCCCCGUGGUUAUGGCCCCCCAGGCCCCGGCCCAGGCCGCCUCCCAGCCCGCGCAGCCUCCGCAGACGGCCCCUGGAGGUCCUGUCGUGUCCCAGGAAAUGCAGGAGAACGUGAAGAAGUGUAAAAAUUUCCUGGCCACCCUCAUCAAGCUGGCGUCCCACAAUUCUCCGUCUCCCGAGACCUCCAAGAACGUCAAAGCUCUGGUCCAGGACCUGCUGGAUGCAAAGAUCGAGCCUGAGGAGUUCACCAGCCGGCUGCAGACGGAGCUCAAGUCCUCGCCGCAGCCUUACCUGGUGCCCUUUCUUAAGAAAAGCCUCCCGGCCCUGCGGCUAUCUUUGCUCAACAGUCAGCAGUCGCUGACCCAGCCCCCGCAGCAGGGAGUCAAACCGGUGCCCGGCGGCACGCCUCCCGCCGCCGUUGCGAGUGGGCCAACCGUCCACAUACGCCACCCGAACAGUGUCAGCACCACCGCCGGUGCUGUGGGACAUGCAGCUGCCAUGGGCAUGAAGACCACCGGCCCAGUAGGUGGACAAGUUCGUGUACCAGUGAUGAUCACACAGUCUGUGAGAGCUCAAGGCACAAUAGGGAAGGUAGGCGCCCUCCAAGCCGGGAGGACUCCUGUGGGCUUGGCUGUCCAGAUCUCCGGCAAUCAAAAAAACAAGCUCAAUGACCCCGGAGGAGGCUCGUUCAGGGAUGACGACGACAUCAACGACGUGGCCUCCAUGGCCGGCGUCAACCUGAACGAGGAGAGCGCCAGAAUCCUCGCCACCAACUCGGAACUGGUCGGAACGCAGAUCCGCUCGUGUAAGGACGAAGCGUUCCUCCACCCGGGCCUCCUCCAUCGGCGGAUCCUGGAAACAGCAAAGAAGUUCGGAGUCAUGGACGUCCCCAUGGAGGUGGUAACGUUCAUCUCGCACGCCGCCCAGUCGCGGCUUCGCACAGUUGUUGAAAAAGUGUCGGCAAUUGCGCAGCACCGGCUGGACUCCUGCAAGGACGACGAAGGCUACGAGCAGUCGGCGGACGUCCGCUCCCAGCUGCGAUUCUUCGAGCAACUGGAGAGGAUGGAGAAGCAAAGGAAGGACGAGCAAGAGAGAGAGAUCCUGUUAAAAGCCGCCAAAAUGAAUUAGAGUGUGACACCAGUAGAUGGAGUGACCUCCCCGUGUCCUCCCAGGCUCCUGGCCCCAGGGCCUGAGCGUCCUGGCUCCUCCCUCCCUCCUCCCCGACACACAUACACACACACACACACACACACACACACACACACACACACACACACACAAAUGCAGCUGACACACAAAUGCAGCUGACACACAUCCAUCCACACUUCCAACCUGCAAAAUGUCCUCCAUCUCAAGUCUGGAAAAUUCACAGUAAUCAGAAAAAUCUUGUCAAGGGACAGUGUUAUAGCAAGAAAACUACACUUUUGAGUAGUCAGUGUACAGCGUAUUAUUCAUUUUACUAUCCAUUGAAAAUGUCUCAACACAUAGACAUUAUUUAAUAGCUGGCAACACAAGUGAGUAGGAAGUAGGGUUGGACAUCUUUUGAAUUUGAACGACUGCUUUUAAGAGGCAAGGUCAUAAAAGUUUGCGUGGUUUCAAUGAGCUAAGCAGGGCUCUUUUUGGAUGAAAAGUCUGAACUUCUCCAUGGAUUGUGUUUUAAUUAUAUUAACUUUUUAGGAAGUUUACUGUGAAUUUCUCACAGUGCUACUUUUGAAAAAAGACAUAAACAUCAAACCUUAAUAUUCAACUUAAAUUAAACCUAAGUGCAGAAUAUCAAACAAACAAAAGAACAACUUGUAAAACAUUUGUCUGUGAAAAAGUACACAGGCUAAUGUUAGCGGGAUAUUUGAGUUGACCCACCGUGUUAGCACUGGUAUAAUUUUAUUACCUCAUUGUUGGCAAAAGACUGACAAAAUUGAUUGUUUUACAUAGCAGAUUCUGACUGGUUAGUGCGGUGUAGCAUAACAAAGACACUCUGUUAGUUCUACACCUCGAAUUCGGAGGUGUUUAAUCAUGUAGGUCGUCCACGCUCCUAUGCACGAUGAUGCUUUGAUCAUGCAUUAACAAGUACAUUGAUGAUAACAUGUAAUACUUACAGUAUUUUGCCGUAUUUUGAUGAUUUAAAACAUUACCGAAACGUUUUUCCCAGGCGCAUUGCUUUGACAUCGCCCAUAGGAGCUAACGCGACUUCCGUCAACAACAGCAGCGUAGAAACAGCGACGACACUUCCAAUGUCCGCUCUCACUGGGGGUGGCUGUGUCUUCCAGCACAAGACUUGUGCUCCAGUCCACAGGUAAAAAAUGCUGACAGCAACCGAGCAUCUUGGUGAGUCUUUUUAGCGAAAUUGAGAGCCAGUAGUAUCCACUCUUCCGUCUGCCAGAUAAAUAUACUGUAGUUUAUCGUGUUAGCUGCUAUUCCAAAGCUGUGAACUUUUCCAGGUUUCACAGAUUGUGAUGCAUUUGUGUUGAUAUAAAGCUUCUGCUUGGACAUUGACAGAACGAUGAAGAGGUGGCCGAUCAACAAAUAUUUUAAAAAAGUCCAUGUGGAUGGGGGGGGAUAAUGUCCAGUGCGGCCCUGAAGUAGGCUUGAGUUUUUGCCCCGUGUGCGAUUCAGUUUGACGUCCCUGAUUUAGGGGAAACAUGACAUGUGCUGCAACGUUGCGAACCACAGCAUGAUCCGCUCCCUUUUUCCACUCGAGUUUGAUGAGGCAUAACAGCAUGCAGCAUAUCAUGCAGCAUAGCAUGCAGCAUAUCAUGCAGCAUAGCAUGCAGCAUAUCAUGUGUCGCCUUCUUGAUGCGACACCAAAAUAUCCACACAUCAAACACACUUUGUUCCUCGAUCUUGACAAUUUAAAUUGUCCUGAGUGACAAAACAAAUAAUUUUUUACGGUCUUUUGUUGGGAUAAUUGUGUCUUGGCUACAGUCAAGCAUGGAGGUCGUAUCAUGGACUGGGGCUUCAUGAGUGCUGCGGGCAUCCUGGACACAAUUUGGACGUGUUCGCUGUGAGGGGUACUCACUUGUGUUGCCAGCUAUUUAGACAGUAAUGGCUGUGUGUUGAGCCAUUUUCAGUGGAUAUUAAAGCUAACAGUAAGCUGUACACCUACUACACUAAAGUUUCAUUUUUAUAGUAUUGUCCCUUGACAAGAUAUACAGUAAUAACAGUGACGACUGUAAUGUGACCUAUUAAUUGCAGUGUUUUUUCCUGCAUUUGCCGGGGAACAGUGAGCUUAUUUGUAACUCUAGUAGGUGUGGACUCUGUAGAGAAGGUCAAGUCUAUAAAAACUCAAAUCGACCUUUUCAACAAGUUGCUGCAGAAAGGAUUUGAAUUGUAAUCAGUUGAAAAAAACAAACAAAUGUGCAACAGGAUAAACUUUAUAUGCGUAGACUUUUUCUGAUGUGCCUGCCCUACAAGAACGUGCAAAGAUCACCACUGACCAAAGAGAAAGAGCGACAAUCCUCAGCAAAUGAAAAUGCCCAAAGGCGGCCCAUUUAGCGGCGAGCUUCGUUAAUUUAAUUAAUUUUGAAUGGAGCCAAUGUCCCACAGUAAAGAUUCUCAUUGCAGCGCACCUCGUCGUCUUAAUUGCGUUAUUACACUGCGGUCCCUGCCAUGCCCGAUAAUAGAAAAUUCUCUGGUUGAUGAACGCUGGGCACCAAACUUCAUAACCGCACUUUUUUGUUUAGCUUAACAAAACACCCUGUUAAAUAUCUUGUUAAAGCAGGACACUAUUAGCUCUAUCAAUCCCCACUGAUGUAUUUGUAGACAAUGCAAACACAUCCUGAUUGUGCAGUUCUCUAGGAAGCGGUGUGGUACCACAAGCUCUUUAAGGUACAAUGAUGACCAUUGAGUGCUUUGUAGGACCUUUAAAUUAAAUUCUAAAUGUUACAGGGAGCCAUGCCAGCUUGGCAGCUUGGCUAGUACAGAAAAAAUACGAUCACUUCUCCUAGUUCCAGUUGGUGCUCAAGCAGUUAUUUGAUAAGUUGUCUAUUUAUUUUGUAUGUGUUUCCUUAUUAGAAAAUUGUGACGAUAUGAGUUAUUGUUUUAGACCAGAUGCUAAAUUGACUAAAAACUAAAUUCUCUCAUAGUAUAUAAAAAUACAUUAAACUCUUUUGAAACACAGACACAAUCCAUUCUAGGAGGAAGUUUGACCUGAGAUUUCAGAAUUUAAAGUACUGUAAUUUCCAGACUAUAGAGCGCACCGGUACAUUAGCCACACCCAGCACAUAUAAAGAGGAAAAAACGAUUUCUCUGUCAGCCGCAGGUGACCACGUCGUAACACGGGAUAUUUAGUAUGCAGAAAGGUGUUACAGAGGAAGUUUUUUUAAAACUUUUGAUCAAAUAAAUGCUUUUUUCCAAACAGCGUCCAACAGUACGUGUAAUACGGCUAGUUAAAUAAUGCCGAAUAGUGCGUGUAAUAUGGCUAGUUAAACAGUAGCCUGCCAGAAAAGUCAUUCAUCGCCGUUCUCCUCCUCCUCCUGGGAAGUAAAACCACUAAAGUCGUCCUCUUCUUCACAAUUGAACAGCCUCAUUGUCUUUUGUCUCAAUGCAAAUGAGCCCUGUAGCUUGAGUUGUCCUCUUCAUCACGCAGUAGUCUAGCCUUUCAAAACCCAUUGGUGGUAGUGUAGCGUCCGAAAUGUGGGGCGUCUAAAGUCACUCUUUGACAAGACAAAAACUCACAAACUUGUACUCUUUUGGAGCGGACGUGCUGGCAGCGUUUAUUCAACACAACAUGUGAUCAUAGCAUAGCACAACAAUAGUAUCCUUUGUAUGACGUUAUCCAUGCACCGCACUCGCCAGGCAUGACUGAUCAAAUUCCGGUAAUUCAGACUGUUACAAUAGCGACGGAUGGCGGUCCGAGUAUUCCAAAAUGAAGCUGUAGUAAUUCUACACUUGAUUCAACUUACUUUUUUGGUUAGUCAGAUCACAACACGAUCGCCGCAUAACGCUUCAAAAUCUGAUAUUGGCCUCCACUUCACUGCUUCCUGAAGCAGUCACAUCACUGUACAAGCCCCAGUGUUCAAAGCGUGAGAAAAAAAUAGUGGCUUAUACACCAGAAAUUACGGUAAUAUUCCCCAUAAAAGCUAGUAGGCAAGUUUAUUUAUAGAACACAGUUCGUUCACAAGGUUAUGCAAAGUGCAAUACUAGAACGACUGCAUUAUUUUUAAACUGUGCAGGUUCAGUACAGCUUCUGAAUCAUCACCUCCAUGUCCGAGUCCAUGGUUCUCGCCUGGAAAAGGGCGGAGUGCCAUCUCCGGGUCGGGGAUGAGAUCCUGCCCCAAGUGGAGGAGUUUAAGUACCUCGGGGUCUUGUUCACGAGUGAGAGAAGGAUCGAACGCAUGAUCGACAGGCGAAUCGGUGCAACAUCUGCAGUGAUGCAGACACUGCAUCGGUCCGUUGAGUUGAAGAGGGAGCUCAGCCGAAAGGCUAAUCUCUCAAUUUAGCGGUUGAUCUAUGGUCCUACCCUCACCUAUGGUCAUAAGCACCAGACUUUACUACUUCGCGGAAAUUCACUUAUCAUGGCCAGGUCUGGAACCAAUUAACCGUGAUAAACGAGGAAUUACUGAAAAACUAUGGAAUGGACUGAGCAGAGAACUCAAGCAAUGUGCUAAUGUGAGUAGGUUAUUGCUAUGUACUCCUGUCGCUAGGCUUUCAUUAUUAUGUAUUUAUUUAUUGUACAUUCUUUAUUGUUUUCUUUAGCUAUUAGAACAUGAUAAUGUUGAACGCAGCAAGUCAGUAAUUGAGAAGGGGUAGGAUUAAAUAAAGGCUGCUCCUUUUCGGACAUGCUGAUUUAUGCAAGUGCAAUUAUGUUAUGUUCCUUAUUGGAAUUUAAACUAGUAAACUAAACCUUUACCAUACUGACUUGAGAUGUUGGUUAAAUUCAGAGUUGCCUGACCGUUGAACAUGGGAGGGCAGGGAAGCGGUUUCCCUGCUUGUGUGACUUUUGUUAAUCCAUGCAGAUGAUGUCCAGAUUGACCAGAAUAGCAUCGUUCUGUGAGCUUUAAGUGCCGUAAUGCGUCCUUAUGGCCCGCACGAGCGUAUUUAGCGCAGCGCUGAAGGAUUCCCAGGGACAAGUAUAUUCACCCACAUCUUGGCUGCUUAUUAAAAUAGAAGUGCGCUUCCGCCAGGGACACACAUUAACGCAUGGCCACGCUGGCUCACAGUGACACUCACACAACCACUGUCACUGAUACUCACCAACAUCCUUCACCCUUUGUGUGUGUGCGCGUGCUGGCUCAUGCAGAAUUUUUAAUAACCUCUUUUGAUUAGAGUCCCCCUCCAGCGGCUUAUUUAGGGCUGGAUUUGGAGCGGGUUUAAAGGCCACAGCCCCCCCCGGGGGGCGCUCCAUUGCACUUCUCUGAAUUCAAAUACGAUGUCCUUGACACCUCUGUACGCUGUUCCCAUUUUGCACUAUUUUUUGCUGCAGCAGCAACAGAUGAGUAGCGAGGCUUUGUUGGGUAAGGGGGGAGGAGGUGAUUUCUUAACCAGCUGUUAACCUGUGUGCACCCCACCCAUCCCUCUCCUUUUCCACACCCCUCCCCCACCACAUCCCCCACACUUUAA
Molecule: messenger RNA, 8294 nt
Organism: Dunckerocampus dactyliophorus (ringed pipefish)
Lineage: Eukaryota; Metazoa; Chordata; Actinopteri; Syngnathiformes; Syngnathidae
Product: transcription initiation factor TFIID subunit 4-like
Exons: 13
Coding region: 54-2864 (936 amino acids)
Biological process (GO): transcription initiation at RNA polymerase II promoter; DNA-templated transcription
Cellular component (GO): transcription factor TFIID complex
Molecular function (GO): DNA binding; protein heterodimerization activity; RNA polymerase II general transcription initiation factor activity
Source: RefSeq, a predicted model, not a curated record